Mirounga angustirostris (Northern elephant seal) is the source of this 2640-nucleotide messenger RNA. RefSeq names its product FERM domain containing 7 (gene FRMD7). Gene Ontology annotation, cellular component: cytoskeleton. Gene Ontology annotation, molecular function: guanyl-nucleotide exchange factor activity. NCBI's taxonomy places the organism in Eukaryota, Metazoa, Chordata, Mammalia, Carnivora, Phocidae. Bases 1 to 2340 code for a protein of 779 amino acids. Gene Ontology annotation, biological process: regulation of neuron projection development. The transcript is spliced from 14 exons. The record is from RefSeq and is a predicted model, not a curated record.
AUGUCUAUCUUCAUGGUGUUUGCAAUAGCUAAAAGGAGAAAACAAGGUCCGGUGGCCGAAGAAAAAGAAGAAGAAGAGGAGGAGGAAGAGGAAAGAGUUACCUUUCCGCUAGGUGAGGACACAGCAAGAAGGCAGCCAUCUGCAAGCCAGGAAGAGGUCUCACAGAACCUGACCAUGCUGGUAACCACCUUGAAUGUUUGUUGUUCCCAUGAGAAGAGGGGUUUGGAGCGUCCAGAAAUCAAUGUUAUGAUUGAAACAGAGUUGCAAAAGUCAUCCGGGAAGGCGCUGUUUAACCUGAGUUGCAGCCACCUCAAUCUCGCUGAAAAGGAGUAUUUCGGAUUAGAAUUCUGUAGCCAUUCUGGAAAUAAUGUCUGGUUGGAACUGCUGAAGCCCAUCACAAAGCAAGUAAAAAAUCCUAAGGAGGUUGUUUUCAAAUUUAUGGUGAAAUUUUUCCCAGUGGACCCGGGACAUCUUCGAGAAGAGCUUACAAGGUAUCUUUUUACUCUUCAAAUAAAGAAGGAUUUGGCUCUAGGAAGGCUUCCAUGCAGUGAGAACUGCACAGCGUUGAUGGCAUCUCACAUCCUACAAUCAGAACUGGGAGACUUUCAUGAAGAAACAGAUAAGAAACAUCUGGCACAAACCCGCUACUUACCGAACCAAGACUGUUUAGAGAGCAAGAUCAUGCACUUUCAUCAGAAGCACGUUGGCAGGAGCCCAGCUGAAGCUGACAUUCUGCUACUGGAUAUAGCAAGGAAGCUGGAUAUGUACGGCAUCAGGCCUCACCCCGCCAGUGACGGCGAAGGCAUGCAGAUCCACCUGGCUGUCGCUCACAUGGGAAUACUGGUGUUACGGGGAAAUACAAAGAUCAAUACUUUCAACUGGGCUAAAAUCCGCAAGUUGAGUUUUAAGAGAAAGCAUUUUCUCAUCAAACUUCAUGCCAACAUCUUGGUGUUGUGCAAGGACACCUUGGAGUUCACCAUGGCCAGCCGAGAUGCCUGCAAGGCUUUCUGGAAGACCUGUGUGGAGUACCAUGCUUUCUUCAGACUUUCUGAAGAGCCCAAAUCCAAGCCCAAAACCCUACUGUGCAGCAAGGGUUCCAGUUUCCGCUAUAGUGGAAGGACCCAACGGCAGCUUUUGGAAUAUGGAAAGAAAGGGAGGUUGAGGAGCUUGCCAUUUGAGAGGAAACAUUACCCAUCUCAGUACCACGAGCGACAAUGUAGGUCCUCACCGGACCUCCUCUCUGAUGUGUCAAAACAAGUGGAAGAUUUGAGACUAGCGUACGGCAGUGGGUAUUACCGAAAUGUGAAUGGAGUGCACGCAUCGGAGCCAGUGCUAGACCGUAGGAGGAGAAACUCAGCAGUGGAGGUGAUGUUUGCUGCCGAGCUAGAGCGUUCCAAACCAGAGGCGGAUCCCACACUGUUACAUCAGUCCCAAAGCAGUUCCUCUUUCCCUUUUAUUUAUACAGACCCUGUCUUUAGCACUGACCCAGAUCCCAGAGACUACUUUGAGGAAAGGAGUCUUCUGAGCUCCUUCCAACCAAGCUGUAAGUUUGCUGACAAUCACAUGAGCGCAUCUUCUGGCCUUGCAAGCAAAGUGAGUCCAGCAAGGCAGCUAACUUACACAGAUGUGCCCUAUAUUCCUUGUACGGGUCAGCAGGUCGAUAUUAUGCCUCCCCAAGUCUUUUUUUAUGUGGACAGACCACCCCAGGUGCCCAAACGGUCCCCAGUCAUGGCAGAGCAAAGGGAAAGGCCAGACAGCUGUCUAGAGCCCGCUGCAAUGAAGCCAGCCAAAAGAAGCCCAAGGAAUGUCACAAUGAAGAGCUUUCAGCAAGACUUUCAAGAACUCCAAGAACCUACGGCCAGGACUAGUGGUAGGAGCAACAUCAACGUAUAUCUGGAAGCGGAAGACCCAAAUUUAGAAGAUGCAUUUGCAUAUAGCAUUCAAGAGCAAACCCCAAAACGAUCCCAGAGCCAAUCAGACAUGAAAACGAUCCGUUUUCCUUUUGGGUCCGAAUUUAGACCUUUAGGGCCUUGUCCUACUCUGAGUCGUAAAGCUGACCUUUUUACAUACAUGUUUGCAGAGCAGGAGUUUCCAACAGUUUUAAUGGAUCAGGGAGCAGCAGAAAGGUACGUAACUAGUGAAUCCAGUGAUUCGGAAUCAGAAAUUCUUAAACCAGACUACUACUCUUUGUAUGGCAAAGGAACAAGGUUACCCAUGGCCAGAAUCCGCUUAUCUUCUGGUAGUCUACAGCUUGACGAAGAGGAUGAAGGUGUUUCUUUCAAUACACCAAGUGCUGAAGACAGGACUUUGCUAAAACCAUGUAAUUACUUUUUAGCUUAAAAGUGUGCAAUCAGUGAACAUUUCUGGGCCAGUUCCAUGUUGCCAACUUAGGUAAAAUAUAAGGAACGUUCUGCACAAAUCAUUUUCUUAGUUAUCAUUCACUGGUAUUAAGGGGAUCUCCUACUUUGGGGCACCUAGCUUAUUAAAGAUCCAGCUGCUGCCUCGUUCCUCAAGCUCCCCUCCUCAGUUUCCUCUGAAGGGACUCUGGAACAUAUGCAUUCCUCACCAGCACCGUGGUCGGGCAAGGUGGCUACUUGUCACCUCCGUUAUACGUUUCCCCAUAGAGACAUUAUCGAUGAA